GAGGACGAAUAUCAUCCAACACACGGGUCAUCAUGUCGACUCCGACUCUCCACAUCAUGCUCUUCGCUGUUUUCGCAAGCCUCUUUGCCUCAAUUUGCUGCAACCAUCAAUCUCGGAAAGAUGCCGCUCUGUUCAUCUUCGGCGACUCCAUUAACGACGCAGGGACCAACAACUACAUAAACACCACUGCCUUUUUCAGAGCAAAUUUUCCUCCUUAUGGCGAGACGUUUUUCCGCUAUCCCACUGGCAGAUUCUCCGAUGGUCGUCUCAUCGUCGAUUUUAUCGCUGAAUAUGCAAAUCUGCCGCUGAUUCCACCAUAUCUCCAAAUUAAAGAUGAUGAAUUCAUAAGAGGGGCGAAUUUCGCAUCCGCUGGAGCUGGUGCUUUGGUUGACACUUUUGAAGGAUUUGUGAUGGAUUUGAAGAUGCAGCUGAAGCAGCUUGAACAACUAGAGAGGAAGCUGAAGAAGGAGAUGGGGAGCAAGAAGGCGAAGGGGAUAAUCAAGGAGGGUGUUUACCUGAUUAGCAUCGGAAGCAAUGAUUACGGGGUGGCUCUCCUUUAUAAUCCUGCUCUGUUUCAGUCCCUUUCCAUGGAAGAAUACGUGGGGAUGGUGAUUGGAAACAUCACCACUGUGCUCCAGGGAAUUUAUAAAGUAGGAGGAAGAAAAUUUGCAAUGAUUGGAAUCGGGAAAAUUGGGUGUGUGCCAGGCUUGAGACUAUUAACCAGAAAUGGUGCUUGCUCAGACGAAGCCAACAAGCUCGCAAAGCUUCACAACGUUGCUCUUGCUGCAAUUCUGGCAAAACUGGAGACUCAACUACAAGGAUUCGAGUACUCGUACUUCGACUACUACACUUCAGGCAGUGAGAGAAUCCAAUACCCAUCAAAAUAUGGUUUUAAGGAAGCGAAAACCGCGUGCUGUGGUUUGGGUCCUUAUAGGGGUAAUUCAACCUGUGGAGGCCAGAGAGGAGUGAAGGAAUAUUCAUUAUGCCGUCAUCCUGAGAAGUACAUGUUCUUUGAUGCCUACCAUGCAAGCGAGAGGGCUAAUCGGCAAUUUGCGCACUUGAUGUGGAAUGGAAGUCCGAGUGUAAUUAGACCUCGCAACCUGAAAGCAUUAUUCAAGCAUGAAGGUGCUUGAAUCUUUUU
Molecule: messenger RNA, 1141 nt
Organism: Syzygium oleosum
Lineage: Eukaryota; Viridiplantae; Streptophyta; Magnoliopsida; Myrtales; Myrtaceae
Product: GDSL esterase/lipase 5-like
Exons: 5
Coding region: 33-1133 (366 amino acids)
Biological process (GO): lipid metabolic process
Molecular function (GO): lipase activity
Source: RefSeq, a predicted model, not a curated record